Messenger RNA from Cyanidioschyzon merolae strain 10D, 2862 nucleotides. RefSeq names its product similar to U3 snoRNP component Mpp10. Gene Ontology annotation, biological process: rRNA processing. Gene Ontology annotation, cellular component: nucleus; Mpp10 complex; sno(s)RNA-containing ribonucleoprotein complex. The record is from RefSeq and is a predicted model, not a curated record. The transcript has a single exon. Bases 1 to 2862 code for a protein of 953 amino acids. Lineage: Eukaryota; Rhodophyta; Bangiophyceae; Cyanidiales; Cyanidiaceae.
AUGCACGAAACAGCAGCCGCACUGCGCGAGUGGCACGCUCGCCUGCUGUCCUGGGAGGCAGCGCAAACGGACCCCGGACGAGUUGCGGAACCGAGCGGGGCCUCGGAACUCCGUAUCUUGUGUAAGCUGCUGUUUGACUCGGCUGCGAAGACGCUUGAGUGGCAAACGAAGCGGCGAUGCCUGGGAAGGCGCGCAGCGGCUUUGCGAUCAACGCUCGGCGAACUCAAGCGAUUGAGCAUCGCCGGUUUCGAUCUCGAGCAAGUUUGGGCCGAACUCGAAACACGAAACCGAUCGUUAUGUGCAGCUGCGAGGAAAACGCUUGAGCGAAUAGAAAGUGAGUUUGCAACGGGCGGCGGAAGCGCUCAAUGUAUAGAGGUUGCUUCUACCGCGGACACAGCGCCGAGCCAGGAUAACGGGACACUGAAGCGGGUACGCUUCGAUGACGAGCGCAAUGAAACGCGGGAAUUUGUUCGGGACCAAGACGAGGAGGUUGGCUGCAUGUCGCCAAACUUUUUCUUCGAUGACGAUGACGAUGAAAAUGACAAUGAUGAAUUUAUCAUCGGGCAUGCGAUGCUGGAGGCGUGCGAUACCAUGUAUGAUGCUGGUUCGUCGACCUCAGACUCCAGUGAGCGGGACGAAAUGGAUGAAGCAGCGUGUGGCGACUUUGGUGCGAACGUCGGCCACGAAGCGCUACGCAAGUUUGGCCAUACGAGUGCGGAUAUGGAGUUAAACUCGCUUGCGUCAGAUGCUGCUGCGUCGGUGAAGAGACGCGCCCUGAGUACGAACGCGGCGUCCGUAGCGGAUGAAUCGGCACCAGACUGCCUGCUCUCUGACGAAUCGAAUGAAAAAGGCCCAGGUCAUAGCGAUACCUGCGAUAACGCCAUUGAAUCGGCGCACAAUGUUGCAGCGCCUGAAGCGAACACCGCCGGUGCAUCUGCCUCCGGUUCCGAGGCCCAGUCCCUGCCGCAGCACUCCAACGCAAACAAUCGCAGUGAAGCGUUGCCGUCGCAUGUGGCCCAGUUGGACCCCUGGAUCGAGCAGACACCAGAUGCGUCAUGGUCAAGCGCGGAAUCACCAACAGCAAGUAUCGACAACAUAGACGAUGCCUCGUUAGAUUCGUUCGGGACAGAUGAUGACUCAGGCACACUGGAAUCCUCAGCUUCUCCGGAAGAUGAUGUCUAUUACGAGCAGUUUUUCGGCUCAGAGGCAUCCGACUCGUUGCGCUCCGAUGCAUCGCCACGCGAGCAAUCAUUUCCACACAGAAAGCGCAACCAAUAUACAAACGCUACAAUGGAUACCAAGUCGCAACCGGCGGAGAAUAGACACGACAGCAAGCACAACGCACACAAGCUUUCAACAGCGGCGCCAACUCUGGAUAACACGUCCACGUGCACACCAGUGACAACACCUGAACCCGCCCAAACAUCCGCGUUUGAACGGUGCGAGGCGCUGUUGCGAACCCGAGCCCGUUCACUAGAGAAAUUUAACCUAGAGGAGAAGCCCUGGCAGCUUCGCGGUGAAGUUACCGGUCAUGAGCGCCCCGUAGACUCCGUCCUCGAUGCCGAGCUAGACUUUGAUCUGUCGGUGGCGCGUCGACCGCGCAUUCGCACGCACGCCUACGAGGCAGCGCUCGCAGGCAACCACGUCGAUGAAGCGGCGAUCUCGGAUCGCGCUGCAGAUUCAGACACGGACACGUCACAGGACACGGACACGCAUGUGCUCACGGAGGCGAGCAUCCGACGACGUGUCCUGCAACGUGUCCUUGAUCAGGCGUUCGAUGAUGUGCAGCGGCGCGUGCGGCCUUCGGCGGCGGAUGCUGCUGCUGCUGCUGCUGCUGCUGCUGCGCCUGAUGCUGGCGCAUUCGAGCUAUCGCAGGAGCGCUCAGCGCAGGGCCUCGCUGAACUCUACGCCGGCCGCGACGCUGCCACAGCCGGGGCGCAGGGCAUCGUGCGUGGCGCCUCGACGCAGACGCCGAAAUCGCCCCGGAAUCCGCUAGAGCAACAGGUGGAUGCGUUGUUCGGGGAGCUGGCUUCCGCAAUCGCGACACAGACUGAGGUGGCAGAGCGAGUACUGGAAACCAGGUCAUUCGCGGUCGCGGACGGCUGGUCAUUGCGACCGCAAAAGCUGGUAUCCGAUGCGACACAAACGGUUGCUGUCGGAGAAGCGCCUUGGAUGGUUUUGGGUCGUGGCGAUGUACCGGGAGCGGAGGCGGCGGCGCUUGCGGAGCAGCGCGUCGCUCGCGAUCCAGUCCGUGAGCAGGCCUCGCGCCUUGGUGUCGACACCGAUGCGUCACUACGGCUCAAGCAGGGCGAUACGGAAGCGUCGCGUUCGAGUCGUCGGACGCGGCGAAAUCGCCUUAAACGACUGGUGCGCAGUCGCCUGCGUCGAAAGCGUGAAACAGCCGAGCAGCGUCAGCGUGCAACCGAGUGGCUCCAGGAGGCAGCCCUGCGGGACUCGAUUGCGGCCUGGGAGGCCAAGUCGCGCGGCCGUUCUCGGCAUGAGUCGCGUAUCGCGGGAGAGACGGAUCGUGAUCAGCAGGUCGUUUACGAGCAAGCGCUGCGGGUGGUACAACAGGCACAAGCCCAGGCCGAUGCCCAAGCUCGCGCACACGUCAGUCGCGGUCAAUACGCCGGUAUUCGCAUUCGAAAAGCCGAGCAUGUCGCUGAGCAGCCAGCUCGCGGCAGCACUGACCCAGCGCACACGUCCAGCAUCCAAUGUGGCGGGGCGCGGCGCACUCGGCGUCUAGAGCCUGGUGACGACCGCGUACAAGCAGGUGGCGGCAGCGGCUCCGCGACACUCUACCUACAGCUUCGUCGCCAAUUAGAUCGCGAGAUUCAACGCCAAAAGACAUCGUCUUUGUAA